AUGUCAGUGCCCGAUUGCAGGAAUAUUAACUCUUCUGCUGGAAUUGUUCGAGGAAGGUUGCUCACAUUCCACACUAAAAGUUUACUUAGCGGCCAUUUCGGCCUGUCACGAGGGUACAGCCUGUCACGGACCACGCCGAGCGCGCACCCACUGGCCGUUCGGUUCCUUAAAGGAGCGAGACGGCUGAAGCCCGUUACAAAGUCGAUGGUACCAUCAUGGGACCUGACUGUGGUUCUGGAGGCUAUUUGUGAACCUCCAUUUGAGCCCUUAGAAUCAUUGAAUCUAAAAAUGCUGUCUUACAAAACAGCCCUGUUGCUGUCCCUGGCGUCAGCAAAGCGCAUUGGUGAUCUCCAUGCGCUGUCAGUACAUCCCUCAUGCAUCCAGUUUGCUUUAGACGGGUCUAGAGUGGUGUUGCGUCCGAACGCGGCGUAUACACCAAAAGUCAUGUCAGGGGCAUAUAGUGCGCUCUCCUUUGAGCUGCCAGCUCUGUCAAACCUCUCGAUUGACUCGGAGGAAGAAAAGAGACUCCAUGCGUUAUGCCCUGUGCGAGUUUUACGCAGCGGUGAGUCAGAAGAACAACAGGGCAAGGAGAGUGAAGAUCCAGAGAGUGAUUUUGAGGCAGAGCAUCAACAGGGCAAAGAGAGUGAAGAUCCAGAGAGUGAUUUUGAGGCAGAGCAUCAACAGGGCAAAGAGAGUGAAGAUCCAGAGAGUGAUUUUGAGGAAGAGCAUCAACAGGGCAAGGAGAGUGAAGAUCCAGAGAGUGAUUUUGAGGAAGAGCAUCAACAGGGCAAAGAGAGUGAAGAUCCAGAGAGUGAUUUUGAUGCAGAGCAUCAACAGGGCAAAGCGAGUGAAGAUCCAGAGAGUGAUUUUGAUGCAGAGCAUCAACAGGGCAAAGAGAUAGAAGAUCCAGAGAGUGAUUUUGAGGAAGAGCAUCAACAGGGCAAAGAGAGUGAAGAUCCAGAGAGUGAUUUUGAGGAAGAGCAUCAACAGGGCAAAGAGAGUGAAGAUCCAGAGAGUGAUUUUGAGGAAGAGCAUCAACAGGGCAAGGAGAGUGAAGAUCCAGAGAGUGAUUUUGAGGAAGAGCAUCAACAGGGCAAAGAGAGUGAAGAUCCAGAGAGUGAUUUUGAUGCAGAGCAUCAACAGGGCAAAGAGAGUGAAGAUCCAGAGAGUGAUUUUGAUGCAGAGCAUCAACAGGGCAAAGAGAUAGAAGAUCCAGAGAGUGAUUUUGAGGAAGAGCAUCAACAGGGCAAAGAGAGUGAAGAUCCAGAGAGUGAUUUUGAGGAAGAGCAUCAACAGGGCAAAGCGAGUGAAGAUCCAGAGAGUGAUUUUGAUGCAGAACAUCAACAGGGCAAAGAGAUAGAAGAUCCAGAGAGUGAUUUUGAGGAAGAGCAUCAACAGGGCAAAGAGAGUGAAGAUCCAGAGAGUGAUUUUGAGGAAGAGCAUCAACAGGGCAAAGAGAGUGAAGAUCCAGAGAGUGAUUUUGAGGAAGAGCAUCAACAGGGCAAGGAGAGUGAAGAUCCAGAGAGUGAUUUUGAGGAAGAGCAUCAACAGGGCAAAGAGAGUGAAGAUCCAGAGAGUGAUUUUGAUGCAGAGCAUCAACAGGGCAAAGAGAGUGAAGAUCCAGAGAGUGAUUUUGAGGAAGAGCAUCAACAGGGCAAAGAGAGUGAAUAUUCAGAGAGUGAUUUUGAUGCAGAGCAUCAACAGGGCAAAGCGAGUGAAGAUCCAGAGAGUGAUUUUGAUGCAGAGCAUCAACAGGGCAAAGAGAGUGAAGAUCCAGAGAGUGAUUUCGAGGAAGAGCAUCAACAGGGCAAAGAGAGUGAAGAUCCAGAGAGUGAUUUUGAGGAAGAGCAUCAACAGGGCAAAGAGAUCCAGAGAGUGAUUUUGAGGAAGAGCAUCAACAGGCCAAAGAGAGGCAAAGAGAGUGAAGAUCCAGAGAGUGAUUUUGAGGAAGAGCAUCAACAGGGCAAGGAGAGUGAAGAUCCAGAGAGUGAUUUUGAGGAAGAGCAUCAACAGGGCAAAGAGAGUGAAGAUCCAGAGAGUGAUUUUGAGGAAGAGCAUCAACAGGGCAAAGAGAGUGAAGAUCCAGAGAGUGAUUUUGAGGCAGAGCAUCAACAGGGCAAAGAGAGAGAAGAUCCAGAGAGUGAUUUUGAUGCAGAGCAUCAACAGGGCAAAGAGAGUGAAGAUCCAGAGAGUGAUUUUGAGGAAGAGCAUCAACAGGACAAAGAGAGUGAAGAUCCAGAGAGUGAUUUUGAUGCAGAGCAUCAACAGGGCAAAGAGAGUGAAGAUCCAAAGAGUGAUUUUGAGGCAGAGCAUCAACAGGGCAAAGAGAGUGAAGAUCCAGAGAGUGAUUUUGAUGCAGAGCAUCAACAGGGCAAAGCGAGUGAAGAUCCAGAGAGUGAUUUUGAGGAAGAGCAUCAACAGGGCAAAGCGAGUGAAGAUCCAGAGAGUGAUUUUGAUGCAGAGCAUCAACAGGGCAAAGAGAGUGAAGAUCCAAAGAGUGAUUUUGAGGCAGAGCAUCAACAGGGCAAGGAGAGUGAAGAUCCAGAGAGUGAUUUUGAGGAAGAGCAUCAACAGGGCAAGGAGAGUGAAGAUCCAGAGAGUGAUUUUGAGGAAGAGCAUCAACAGGGCAAAGAGAGUGAAGAUCCAGAGAGUGAUUUUGAGGAAGAGCAUCAACAGGGCAAAGAGAGUGAAGAUCCAGAGAGUGAUUUUGAGGAAGAGCAUCAACAGGGCAAAGAGAGUGAAGAUCCAGAGAGUGAUUUUGAGGCAGAGCAUCAACAGGGCAAAGAGAGAGAAGAUCCAGAGAGUGAUUUUGAUGCAGAGCAUCAACAGGGCAAAGAGAGUGAAGAUCCAGAGAGGGAUUUUGAGGAAGAGCAUCAACAGGGCAAAGAGAAGCAUCAACAGGGCAAAGCGAGUGAAGAUCCAGAGAGUGAUUUUGAGGAAGAGCAUCAACAGGGCAAAGCGAGUGAAGAUCCAGAGAGUGAUUUUGAUGCAGAGCAUCAACAGGGCAAAGAGAGUGAAGAUCCAGAGAGUGAUUUUGAGGAAGAGCAUCAACAGGGCAAAGUGAGUGAAGAUCCAGAGAGUGAUUUUGAUGCAGAGCAUCAACAGGGCAAAGAGAGUGAAGAUCCAGAGAGUGAUUUUGAGGAAGAGCAUCAACAGGGCAAAGAGAGUGAAGAUCCAGAGAGUGAUUUUGAGGUAGAGCAUCAACAGGGCAAAGAGAGUGAAGAUCCAGAGAGUGAUUUUGAUGCAGAGCAUCAACAGGGCAAAGCGAGUGAAGAUCCAGAGAGUGAUUUUGAUGCAGAGCAUCAACAGGGCAGAGAGAGUGAAGAUCCAGAGAGUGAUUUUGAGGAAGAGCAUCAACAGGGCAAAGAGAGUGAAGAUCCAGAGAGUGAUUUUGAGGAAGAGCAUCAACAGGGCAAAGAGAUCCAGAGAGUGAUUUUGAGGAAGAGCAUCAACAGGGCAAAGAGAGGCAAAGAGAGUGAAGAUCCAGAGAGUGAUUUUGAUGCAGAGCAUCAACAGGGCAAAGCGAGUGAAGAUUCAGAGAGUGAUUUUGAGGAAGAGCAUCAACAGGGCAAAGCGAGUGAAGAUCCAGAGAGUGAUUUUGAUGCAGAGCAUCAACAGGGCAAAGAGAGUGAAGAUCCAGAGAGUGAUUUUGAGGAAGAGCAUCAACAGGGCAAAGAGAGUGAAGAUCCAGAGAGUGAUUUUGAGGCAGAUCAUCAACAGGGCAAAGAGAGUGAAGAUCCAAAGAGUGAUUUUGAGGCAGAGCAUCAACAGGGCAAAGAGAGUGAAGAUCCAGAGAAUGAUUUUGAGGCAGAGCAUCAACAGGGCAAAGCGAGUGAAGAUCCAGAGAGUGAUUUUGAUGCAGAGCAUCAACAGGGCAAAGAGAGUGAAGAUCCAGAGAGUGAUUUUGAGGAAGAGCAUCAACAGGGCAAAGAGAGUGAAGAUCCAGAGAGUGAUUUUGAUGCAGAGCAUCAACAGGGCAAAGAGAGUGAAGAUCCAGAGAGUGAUUUUGAGGAAGAGCAUCAACAGGGCAAAGAGAGUGAAGAUCCAGAGAGUGAUUUUGAUGCAGAGCAUCAACAGGGCAGAGAGAGUGAAGAUCCAGAGAGUGAUUUUGAGGAAGAGCAUCAACAGGGCAAAGAGAGUGAAGAUCCAGAGAGUGGUUUUGAGGAAGAGCAUCAACAGGGCAAAGAGAGUGAAGAUCCAGAGAGUGAUUUUGAGGAAGAGCAUCAACAGGGCAAAGAGAUCCAGAGAGUGAUUUUAAGGAAGAGCAUCAACAGGGCAAAGAGAGUGAAGAUCCAAAGAGUGAUUUUGAGGCAGAGCAUCAACAGGGCAAAGAGAGUGAAGAUCCAGAGAGUGAUUUUGAGGAAGAGCAUCAACAGCGCAAAGAGAGUGAAGAUCCAGAGAGUGAUUUUGAGGAAGAGCAUCAACAGGGCAAAGAGAGUGAAGAUCCAGAGAGUGAUUUUGAGGCAGAGCAUCAACAGGGCAAAGAGAGUGAAGAUCCAGAGAGUGAUUUUGAGGAAGAGCAUCAACAGGGCAAGGAGAGUGAAGAUCCAGAGAGUGAUUUUGAGGAAGAGCAUCAACAGGGCAAAGAGAGUGAAGAUCCAGAGAGUGAUUUUGAGGAAGAGCAUCAACAGGGCAAAGAGAGUGAAGAUCCAGAGAGUGAUUUUGAGGCAGAGCAUCAACAGGGGCAAAGAGAGUGAAGAUCCAGAGAGUGAUUUUGAGGAAGAGCAUCAACAGGACAAAGAGAGUGAAGAUCCAGAGAGUGAUUUUGAUGCAGAGCAUCAACAGGGCAAAGAGAGUGAAGAUCCAAAGAGUGAUUUUGAGGCAGAGCAUCAACAGGGCAAAGAGAGUGAAGAUCCAGAGAGUGAUUUUGAGGAAGAGCAUCAACAGGGCAAAGAGAGUGAAGAUCCAGAGAGUGAUUUUGAUGCAGAGCAUCAACAGGGCAAAGCGAGUGAAGAUCCAGAGAGUGAUUUUGAGGAAGAGCAUCAACAGGGCAAAGCGAGUGAAGAUCCAGAGAGUGAUUUUGAGGAAGAGCAUCAACAGGGCAAAGAGAUCCAGAGAGUGAUUUUGAGGCAGAGCAUCAACAGGGCAAAGAGGGUGAAGAUCCAGAGAGUGAUUUUGAUGCAGAGCAUCAACAGGGCAAAGAGAGUGAAGAUCCAGAGAGUGAUUUUGAGGAAGAGCAUCAACAUGGCAAAAAGAGUGAAGAUCCAGAGAGUGAUUUUGAGGAAGAGCAUCAACAGGGGCAAAGAGAGUGAAGAUCCAGAGAGUGAUUUUGAGGAAGAGCAUCAACAGGGCAAGGAGAGUGAAGAUCCAGAGAGUGAUUUUGAGGAAGAGCAUCAACAGGGCAAAGAGAGUGAAGAUCCAGAGAGUGAUUUUGAGGAAGAGCAUCAACAGGGCAAAGAGAGUGAAGAUCCAGAGAGUGAUUUUAAGGCAGAGCAUCAACAGGGCAAAGAGAGUGAAGAUCCAGAGAGUGAUUUUGAGGAAGAGCAUCAACAGGGCAAAGAGAGUGAAGAUCCAGAGAGUGAUUUUAAGGCAGAGCAUCAACAGGGCAAAGAGAGUGAAGAUCCAGAGAGUGAUUUUGAGGAAGAGCAUCAACAGGGCAAAGAGAGAGAAGAUCCAGAGAGUGAUUUUGAUGCAGAGCAUCAACAGGGCAAAGCGAGUGAAGAUCCAGAGAGUGAUUUUGAGGAAGAGCAUCAACAGGGCAAAGAGAGUGAAGAUCCAGAGAGUGAUUUUGAUGCAGAGCAUCAACAGGGCAAAGCGAGUGAAGAUCCAGAGAGUGAUUUUGAGGAAGAGCAUCAACAGGACAAAGAGAGUGAAGAUCCAGAGAGUGAUUUUGAUGCAGAGCAUCAACAGGGCAAAGAGAAGCAUCAACAGGGCAAAGAGAGUGAAGAUCCAGAGAGUGAUUUUGAAGAAGAGCAUCAACAGCGCAAAGAGAGUGAAGAUCCAGAGAGUGAUUUUGAGGAAGAGCAUCAACAGGGCAAAGCGAGUGAAGAUCCAGAGAGUGAUUUUGAGGAAGAGCAUCAACAGGACAAAGAGAGUGAAGAUCCAGAGAGUGAUUUUGAUGCAGAGCAUCAACAGGGCAAAGAGAGGCAAAGAGAUCCAGAGAGUGAUUUUGAGGCAGAGCAUCAACAGGGCAAAGAGAGUGAAGAUCCAAAGAGUGAUUUUGAGGCAGAGCAUCAACAGGGCAAAGAGAUCCAGAGAGUGAUUUUGAGGAAGAGCAUCAACAGGGCAAAGCGAGUGAAGAUCCAGAGAGUGAUUUUGAGGCAGAGCAUCAACAGGGCAAAGAGAGUGAAGAUCCAGAGAGUGAUUUUGAGGAAGAGCAUCAACAGGGCAAAGAGAGUGAAGAUCCAGAGAGUGAUUUUGAUGCAGAGCAUCAACAGGGCAAAGAGAGUGAAGAUCCAGAGAGUGAUUUUGAGGCAGAGCAUCAACAGGGCAGAGAGAGUGAAGGGCCAGAGAGUGUUUUUUCUGAGGUAG
This is a messenger RNA of Rhinichthys klamathensis goyatoka, 6471 nucleotides long. RefSeq names its product trichohyalin-like. The transcript is spliced from 9 exons. Bases 1 to 6471 code for a protein of 2156 amino acids. Lineage: Eukaryota; Metazoa; Chordata; Actinopteri; Cypriniformes; Leuciscidae. The record is from RefSeq and is a predicted model, not a curated record.